AAUCCGGAGUCGCAAUGAAGCGCGAGGACGAAGCGUCAAUCCCACCAAUAAUCAGCGAGAUUCAAAAACACCAGCAAGUGGCAGCCACCUGCAACAGAACAACGGUAGGGUUAUGUUUCUGGGCGUAAAAAUAAGUAACUAUUUUGGCAUAGCGUUACAAUAUAUAGUGGUUUAUAGUUCAAAUAUAUACGCGAAGAUAAAACUUGUUUCAGACCUAUUGACAAAAGAAUUGUAGCAGCAAAUCAAGGCGCUUAAUUAGGGACUAAAGGAAAGAGCGCCCAAAUCUGUUCCCUCUGGACGGUAUCCCCUUCCUGGGCUUUGAGCACCACUCUCGCGGAACUAUCACAACAAUGGACUCUGUCUCCACGGGAAGGUCUCUCUCUGCCAUAUCUCAGUGGGUCAACCGUGGAUAUGCUUCGUAACAUGUGUUCUCUCCCAUGUUAACACCGCUCCCGGGUAGUGUUUUCUUUGCUCGCGUUCGGUGAAAGGUCUGGUGUAAUAAGACUAAAGAUGCCCGGACGAAACAGGUACAAUCUGGUGGACGAUGUGGCAGAUUCGCGGGUCCCACUCCACAAUGAAGAGGCGUACCAACAUGGGAUACAUUUUCAAGCCAAGUAUGUGGGGAGUCUGGAUGUUCCCAGGCCUAACAGUCGAAUGGAGAUCGUAGCAGCCAUGAGAAGGAUCAGGUACGAGUUCAAGGCCAAGAACAUCAAGAAGAAGAAAGUGAACAUCAUCGUGUCUGUGGAUGGAGUCAAAGUGGUCCUCAGGAAGAAACAGAAGAGGAAAGAAUGGACCUGGGACGAGGGCAAGAUGCUGAUCAUGUCGGACCCGAUAUACAGGAUCUUUUAUGUAUCCCAUGACUCCCAGGACCUGAAGAUCUUCAGCUACAUUGCCAGAGACGGAUCCAGCAACUCCUUCAGGUGUAACGUCUUCAAGUCCAAAAAGAAGACCCAGGCUAUGCGUACGGUGCGUACGGUGGGCCAGGCCUUUGAGGUGUGUCAUAAGCUCAGUCUGCAGCACGCCCAGCAGGACAUGGAUGACCAGGCAGAUGGAGAGAGUGACAAGUCCACAGAGGACUCCCCCACUCAGGGCCGCCAGGCAACGGGAGCGGAGCGUGAUGAAGAGGGCUGCUGUGGUGAGGAGGGGAAUCCCCAGACACAGGGCCAGACUCUGUGUGAGCAGGCGUUCAGCGACAUCCUUCAGAGUCUGGCCCAACUCAACGUGGUGAAGCCUGGACACACCAUCAUGGACUAUGAGAGCCGGUCUGUCUACACAGUGAUGCCACACACCACCCUGUCUCCCAGAAGCCCCAGCUCCCCGUCUCCAACCCCUCUGUCGGAACAGCACUACCUCCUACUCCUCCAACAGCAGCUCCUGCAGCAGCAACAACACACACAGGUGGCCGUCGCACAGGUGCAGCUUCUGAAAGAUCAGAUGUCAGCUGAGACAGCUGCUCGCAUGGAAGCCCAGGCCCGGGUCCACCAGCUACUACUGCAGAACAGAGACCUGCUGCAGCACAUGACCCUGCUGGUCACCCAGCUCAAAGACCUGGAGGGCAGAGUACCUGGACUGGACCAGGGGGACAGACAUGCAACAGGACAGGGCCACAAUGAUCAGCAGUCUUCAUGGACCACCAGGUCCCUGUCACUCAACCUGAAGAACCACUACAGCUCCAGCAUGGACCAGCCCAUCACCUCCACCCCUGCAGGGCCACUCCAAAACACCCCCCUCUCAGCUACCCAGGUGGACUGUGCCCAGUCCUACCUCAACCUCAUGAACUUGCAGAGCAGGACCAAACCACAGUGCCCUCAAAACGGGGGGGAGAAGGAGACCGAUAGAGCCAAUGGGAAACCUGGAAGGAGGGACAGUUUGGAAGUCCCAUCCAGUGAUAUUGUCCGGUUCGAAACAAGGAAUUCUACAAACCUGGAUGAAAGGUUUAAACAGAUCAUUCCUAAAUUGGACCCACCUCCUCCAUUCUUCAAUCGUAAGAGAGCCAGCAGAACCCUCUCUCCGGGGUCAGAGUUCAACCCACUGACCAUGCCCCUGACCACACCUACAGAUGGGAGAAACUGCAUUCCUAACGCUGGUCCUAGCUGGAGCGAGAGCUUGUCAUUCCCGGACAUCACUCCUUGCUCCCUCUCUUCCGAAACCCCUGGAGAAUUCCACUCGCUCAGCAACGGAGAAACAGAAAGUGGAUCUUGUGGCUCAGCCAGCGAGGAUUCGGGCGUUCGCUCUGAAACUAAAUCGCAGCUCUCACCUCAACAUGACGAGGACGACCCGUUCGGGGACAGGGGGACAUUCCUGACAGCCUCGAGCAGUUGUGGCAGCCCUCUAGAGGGCAUGAGGGGGGGAACCGGUUCUCCGUCCUGUGGCACCCCCACACCUGGCGUGCACACUGACGGCUACGAGCACACGCUGCCCUUCUCGCCCGUCAAUGACACGUGUCUGCACAUCAGUUUUUCCGAGGACGAGCUACCGGACAGCAGCCCUGAAGACUCAGGCGUUCCCCAGAGGAGCUAGGGCCAGCCCCAUGUAUAAUUUAACACAGCAGCUCCCAAAACUACAAGGGAAUGUUUGGGGGGGAGGAACAUAUUUGGUAGUUAAUCAAGUCACCUCUUGUACCCAGAAAAUACAGUUGUAUUAAAGAGUCGUCUCAGUUUUCUUCCAAUGGACGUCUCUUUAAUGGUUUAAGUUCCAAACUGUUAUAUUAUUACCCCAUUUUUGGUAGAUACGAUCUGCUUAGAGCAGAGUGGAAAGAUACAGGCAGUAAAUCACAGAAGAUGAUACACAAUGAAUGCCUGAUCUUCCUUGAAGCAUUUACUUCUUUUAGACUGACAUAUAAUUACAAAUCAGAUUCAAACUAUUUUUUCAAGGACUGUCAUAACUCUAGUUACACGGUGGUGUCAUUAGUAAAAAAAAAAAAAUCUAAACCAGGUCACAGGCCAAAAAUGUUUAUUUUUUACCUCUGCGCCUGGAAAGCGACACUCAUGCUGCAACCGACACAACGCAAACGUUUUGUGAAAGUGUCUUUCGAAUGCAAUAAUGUUGGCACUUCCGCUCAUUUACUCUGAAAUGUGGAGCACUGUGGAUUUCCUGUGAUUCCAUCCACUGAAGGAACAAGCAGGCAUCACGUGCCCUGAACAUACAUGCAUCCAGCAAAAAGGCAAAUAAUGUGGUAAAUAUUUGGCGCACCCAACUGUAAUAUGGUCAGAAUGUAGUACUUUUCUAGAAGGGAUAAUGAUUUGCUUUGUUAUUAGUAAAUAAGUAGGGGAUUAUAAAAUAAGUAACAAUUAUAUAGCUGAAGUCUUGCACUGUUCAUGUAGCCUGUUAACAUGCUUUUGAUGUUUUCCAAUUACAUUCAACUGAUUGAAAUCAUGUGUUGGACACAUUUUCAACAUCCCACAAAUGUUACUAUACUUGUGUACUGAUGGUUGUGAGAACAGCAGCCCUCUCUCAGGACCCCAGACUGUGAAGAGUUAUGAAGGAAGGAACCAAUAAGUGAUAGAAAAGAGAGCGGAAAUGAAAGAAGUCGUACUGAAGCUGUGUGCGUUUCAACACAGUUAGGGGGGAAGGUUGACUAUGUGUAUGUUCUGGAAUGUUCUACACCACGCCUAAAGUCUUUGGACCACACACAUGUAGUAACACAGCGCUGUGUGCACACUGUAAUAGAAGAAAUUAGCUCAAAAUUGGUAUUUAACAUUUUGUUUGUCUGGGUUAUUUCAAUGUUAACAGUUGGUUGGAUUGUAGUUUCAAGGAACAUAAACAGCUCUUAGCUGAACAUCUGGCCUGCGGUAAAUCCUACCAGAUUGUUUGAAAAUUGAUUGGUGUUAUUACAUGAAUGAAGAGCCAUGAAAGGUUCUAACGAAAACCCUAAAUGUCAGCCGAUUUUCAGGGAUGUUAAGCUUUGAAAAGA
Molecule: messenger RNA, 3913 nt
Organism: Esox lucius (northern pike)
Lineage: Eukaryota; Metazoa; Chordata; Actinopteri; Esociformes; Esocidae
Product: carboxyl-terminal PDZ ligand of neuronal nitric oxide synthase protein
Exons: 11
Coding region: 511-2520 (669 amino acids)
Molecular function (GO): nitric-oxide synthase binding
Source: RefSeq, a predicted model, not a curated record